CCCUCCGCUCCGCACUGCUGCGCGCAGCCCUGGACGGGGCGCCCCGGCCGCGCGCCACCGCCGCCGGAGCCCAGCCGCGGAGUUGCUGCCUCCACCUCGGCGCCCGCUGCUUCUCGCGCGGCAGCUUCGGGCUUGUCUUUGGAGACGCGGGAACUUUCUCACACGGCGAGCCUGCGGAGGGGAUGGGCCGCUGCCCGGGCGCCCGCGGGGAGGCGGCUCAGUGAGCGUCCCCCGGCUCCUGCGCGAACGCUCGUCCCUCACCCGGCGUGCCGGUCCGACGUCGCUGCCGGCUCCAGUCGAGUCUUUUAAGCUAAGAUAAUUUUUUGGAACUGCAGAAAUGGUUGGUCCUAGCUACAAAUGGGAAUUUGGAGUUGCUCUGAUGUACACCCUGGAAUAAUUGUGUUUGACUGGAACCAAAUCUUAUGAAGUCUCCAAGGAUGGGGGUCUGUGCAAAGUCGGUGCUGCUGUCACACUGGUUCCUGCUGGCCUACGUGUUUGUGGUGUGCGGUAGGCUGAUGUCCGCCUCGAGCCAGCACCUCCGGGGACACUCAGGUCACCACCAAAUCAAGCAGGGGACCUGCGAGGUGGUUGCUGUGCACAGGUGCUGUAACAAGAACCGCAUCGAAGAGCGAUCGCAGACGGUCAAGUGUUCCUGCUUCCCGGGGCAGGUGGCUGGCACGACUCGCGCUCAGCCUUCUUGUGUUGAAGCCUCCAUUGUGCUGCAGAAGUGGUGGUGCCACAUGCAUCCUUGUCUGGAAGGAGAGGACUGUAAGGUGCUGCCUGAUGACUCAGGCUGGUCCUGUAGCAGUGGAAACAAAGUCAAAACCACCAAGGUAACUCGGUAGCAAAAAGAUGUGCUUCGGCCCCGCAGGAGUGACAGGAUGCAGAGCUCCCUUGUUGGAAAUUUCAGCAACACCAGUCUGCGUAAGUGUGCCGCGAGGAAUGGCACUCACUGGACCGGCCUGCCCUCGCUGCAUCACAGCCCCUGGCUACCACACAACUGACAUCCUCUGGCUCCCAAGGACACCCCAGAGACUUCAGAAUGGAUCCCCACCCGGGCGUCAGUUUCCGGCUGCCUCUACAAUGGAAUGUGGGCACGUAUUUCAGAGGGGCCUCGUUCUGUUCCUCGUUUCCUUUACCCUUGGCAUUAAAGAGGCUCGCAAGGAGUCUUAAGUAACCAAACCUUUUGGCAAAACAUAUUUGCAGCUAUAGAUUAAGGAACUCUGAUUAACUGGUGAAGAAAAUGUAUUUUAUAAAACUUAAAGGACAGAAGGACUCAUUAGGGUCACUGUGUGUGUGCACUUGUGUUUUUGCUUUUGAUGAUUUAAUUGGUGCAUCUUGAGUUCCAUUGUCAGGGUGGCAGAAAUGAAAUGGGGGCCCCAGGACUUCACACCGUUUCACCGAGGGCUAAGGAAGCGCAUGAGCUCCCAUAUUUUAUAACCAAAGCUCCAUCAUGACAUAUUCACAGAAGGAAUAAAGCCUGUGGGGAUUUUUACGGCUUAUGUAUAGUCAGACGUAAAUCAUUUAAAAUAUAAAACAGGAUGAUUUCUUAGAUCCAGUUUAUGUCAAUUAUAUUAAAAUAUUUUGUUGACUCCUAGACAGGAAGGAGUCUUGAAUGCUGAAUUUUUAGACUGUAAAUUAUUUAUUCUGAACUUAGCUCUUGACCAACCUAUUUUGUUGGUCAUUUUAUUUCUUUGAAUUUUGAGUAAAAUCUCAUUUUUUUCUUGGUUUACUGGUUUUUGGAGCAAAUAUGUCUCUACAUAUUCUCAGAUGCUGUCAGGCAGAAAAAUACUAGAUGAAAAGCAACUGACCCAGAUUUUAAAUGCAUAAUGUUAUUGGAACACACACUACUAUAACAAUGUGGGGUAGAUUUUAUAUGUUAAGAAAUGCCAAAAGCAUACUUUCUUCACUGUUAAUUAUCCCUUUUCUUUCACAAUCAUAGGAAAAAUAUUACUAUAAUGUUUAUAGUAGUAACAAUUACAUCUAUUUGAUUUUAUUCUUGGAAAAGGAAUGGAAACAAGUGAUACUCAUUUGUUUGCUGAAUUUGACUAAAUGCUUACCACAAUUGUUACUCUCAUAUUAGCAAGUAAAAAAUUCAUUCUUGA
Molecule: messenger RNA, 2105 nt
Organism: Manis javanica (Malayan pangolin)
Lineage: Eukaryota; Metazoa; Chordata; Mammalia; Pholidota; Manidae
Gene: TAFA4
Product: TAFA chemokine like family member 4
Biological process (GO): phagocytosis; macrophage chemotaxis
Molecular function (GO): receptor ligand activity
Source: RefSeq, a predicted model, not a curated record